AUGUCUCAACAGAACACUCCUAAAACCCAGGAAGAACCUAUCCUUCCAGGAAACCCCACUCCCGAAGUAAAAGCCCUUGCGGUCCUCAUACCCUCAGUGAACAACUCCAUGCUAACUGGGGACCUCGUCGGGACUCCUCCCCCCCACACACACCCCGAAAAUGGGCAGGCCCUGACGGCCCCCUUGAUAGAGGAGCCAGACGGCUUUCCCAUGAGUACACUCAGCCCGGUAUCAGAGAUAGGGAAACCUCUCACCGCAGAGAUCCCGAGUGCGCAACCAAACACCAGAGUCCGCCACGCCACUGAGCCCGAGGAGCGGAUCCCCCCCAGAUGGAACCUCUCUGCGAGCGGCCCGUCCCGCCAUUUUGGCCUCUUACAUGGAGGUUGCGCGCUCACGCUGACGAGCGCGCAAGCUCUUCGCCAUGCGUCCCAGAGCCUGGACUUUUACCCCUCGCCAGGAUCCAACUACAGUCCCAAUGCGAUCACCGCGGCCAAAACUGCUGCGCUCGCUCCCCAGACAGGCCUCACCUACCACCACCAGAUCGGUGGCCCUGAGUAUCGCAACUAUGCCUCAUUCAAUGGACAGCACCUCCCCGAAGACUUCCCCAUGGAACCCCCUUCAUCGAUGGCACUAGUUCCUACACCGCGCCCUGCCACCAGCCUCCCGAGCCUGCCCAUGAUGUGCAAGGUCGAUCUGCUGAAGGAGUCGAAGGCCAUUCCUAACCCACAGCCUGUCCCCAUGGACGAAGAUGCUCCCGUGCCCACAAGGCCACCACACAGCCAUAAACAGCGCACAUUAACGGCAACUGCCCUUCAGCACAGCCGCCGCAAAAUGCUGGCACAGCUGGAUGGCACGGACUCUGGAUCAGCCUCCUCUCGUCCCCCCCAAUCGUCGACUGCCGACACCGCGGACAUCACGUUCACUCCUAAGCCAUCAUCCGUGUUCCCUAAGGUUCAUGGCGAGAAGCCAGUGGACACCCUUUUCAGACAAGAGAUGUCACAGCGAAACCUCUGGAUCCGCAACGCUGACUCUGAUCCGCGGGUAGCCAUCCAAGUAUACGAGUGCUGCGCCUCGGACAAGAAGGUUAACAUCUUGAAACAAGAGACCCUCCAGCGCACCCUGUGCUCACUCUUCCACCAUACCGGAAUCGAGGUGGAGAUCCCCGUGCCCGAAGUUAACGAGAGAUUGAAGGACCCGAAUUAA
This is a messenger RNA of Sparassis crispa, 1203 nucleotides long. RefSeq lists its product as hypothetical. The transcript is spliced from 4 exons. Bases 1 to 1203 code for a protein of 400 amino acids. NCBI's taxonomy places the organism in Eukaryota, Fungi, Basidiomycota, Agaricomycetes, Polyporales, Sparassidaceae. The record is from RefSeq and is a predicted model, not a curated record.